This is a messenger RNA of Rhizophagus irregularis DAOM 181602=DAOM 197198, 897 nucleotides long. RefSeq lists its product as uncharacterized. The record is from RefSeq and is a predicted model, not a curated record. Lineage: Eukaryota; Fungi; Glomeromycota; Glomeromycetes; Glomerales; Glomeraceae.
AUGAAACUUAUAAUUUUUAUUAUUGUAUUAUUUCUUACUUUCUUCAAAACUUUUGCUUUUAAAUCUUUUGACAACUGUUACGAUCAUGGAAGUAUAAUUGAAAGUGUUCGGUUCAUAGUAGAAGGGCUGGUUGAAUUAAAAUUAGUUCAACCAGAUAAAACACAAGUCCCAUGUUGUUUGCAACAGGGAGUAAUGAUUAUUAAAGAUUACAUGAUUUAUAAAGAUGAUGGCUCAAAAGAUCCACUUUUUACUUUUGUGGGAGAUCGUACAUGGGUAAAUGGGUACGAUAGGAGUAAUAUCUUACAUAAGAUUUAUUGUAAUAAUAAUAGCUUUAAUUGUGAUUCACUUUAUGAAGGAGAUUAUGAAUAUACACGACUUGACAGUUAUGAUACCUCAAAAUUAACUCGGGGAGAUGAAAUUAUAGUGUCACUGACUACAUAUUCUCAUUGUUAUUAUUCCUCUGAAACAAUUUGCUUAGGUUCUUGCAAUCCUGUAUUCCAUAUUCCUUAUUUUCCACCAAUCAAUUCAUCUUUAUCAGAUUAGAUAUAUAAUUACUUAAUUUAAUUCUCGUGUUAAAAUUGGUUAUUAUCAUUAUUUUUGACAUCUUGAAUCUUUUUUAUUGUAACGAAAUAUGAAAAAUUAUUAUAAUUAAUUAUAAAAACAUAUUUACUUAUGUAUGUGAUUUUAAUUUUGGAUGAAUAAAAACCUUAUAAUUUUUUGUAUACUCGAAAUAAGCAUUAUUUCAAAACUUUAAACGCUAAAAAAGAUAUCUAUUAAAAAAAUUUUUAUUCGAUGCUUUAUUUGAGACAAAAAGUUUUUUUAUAAAAAUUUUUUUUUACAAUUCGAACAUUUUAACAAUAAUAGUGUAUCGACAAAAAGUAUGAUUUAUUUUUUAAA